UCAGUCGAAGCGGAACCUGUUGGGUAUUUAUAAAAUCGAUUUAUCACGAUUUUAUAAAAAGGAAAACCAUUAAAGCAUUUAUUUAUGAUUUUCAUAUCCACCUUUUUUUGAUGACGGAAUAAAAACAGGAAUAUAUCCGGGUGUGUUAUUAGACAGUUAUAUAGACACCACACUGGCUAGGAUAAACAAGGAAUAUACAGAUUUUACACAAGCAAAGAUUUCCAAGCAAGAUGAGGCUUGUGAUAUGCUUUUUCGUAUUGCACGUGCUAAUCUGCGCUAUUGAUGCAGCAUUGGAGAAACCAUCGGGAUGUGGUAGCGAUAUUGGCUGUUAUUCCGACUGCGAUGGCACGUGCAAGUUUGUGGUCACGUGGAAAGAAAAUGGCGGGAACGUAGACUUCGAGCUUAGCUUGACACUGGAGUCUGGCGGAUCAGAUCAGUGGAUUGCGCUUGGACUGUCGAACGAUCAAGAGAUGGGCACUGACAGUGUUACGGAAUGUGUAAUGAAUGGUAACAAUGUGGUUGUAGCCAAAUCUUACAAUCCUGGAGAAUAUAAUUCACCUUUAACGGAUGCGUCUGAAGGUUUGUCUAACGCGCAAGGAAGUGUUAGUGAUGGUGUUCUUACCUGUACAUACAGUCAGUCCAAAACUUCGUCAAACAAUGAAAUUUUUAAUCUCGAUACCGACUGGCACCUGCUGGUAGCCAAUGGAAAAGCAUCAAAUGGGUUCAAGUCCCAGCACAGUGUGGAUCCGUUACCGCUAAUAUCGCCGGAUACAGUAGAUUUCCAGUCAACUGAUGACAUCUCGGGAUCAGCUGUAGCUGUCAUGGUGAAAGUUCAUGGGUCUCUGAUGAUGUUUGCGUGGAUCUUCUGUGCGAGUAUAGGAAUUGUGCUGGCCAGACACUACAAACCGAUGUGGCCUAACAGCCAAGUUCUGAAUGAGAAAGUCUGGUUCACGUUUCAUAGAAUGUGUAUGGUGUCAGCAUUUAUCACAUGUGCCGCAGCUUUUAUAAUCAUCUUUGUCGAUGUCAAAAAAUGGUCAGAACUUACAGGAGCUACAAACUGGCAGAAGGCUCAUCCUUACCUUGGUGUUAUCGUUACAUUCUUCGUUGUGCUCAAUCCAAUCAUGGCACUGUUUCGUCCACAUCCGGAUGCCAAACGUCGGUACAUCUUCAGCUGGGCUCAUUGGCUGGUUGGAACUCUAGCCCAGAUACUCUCUGCCAUGGCGUUGAUACUGGGCGUCACACUUGCUCGAGCGUCCGUGCCAUUCUACUGUGUGUGGGUUCUGGUUGCCUGGGUGGCAUACCAAAUGGUGAUUGAGUUGAUACUCGAACUUCUAGAUUGUUGUGUUGCUGACAACAGCCGACGUUACUACAGGGACGGAAGUCUUAAAGACCCUCGUGGAAGCGUUCUGAAAAAAAUAAUACUCGGUUUUCACGUGAUCGUCAUAGCAGCUUUCACUGUAGCCUGCAUUGUUAUUGUUGCUAUCAACUGAACAUAUAUAUAUUCCUAUUCGUGAACACUUUUCAGUUGCCAUAUACAGUGCAUGUACCUAUACUAGAGAAGAUUGCAAAUGAACCUGUUGCUACCUAAUACACCAGCUUACUGUUUAUAAUAACAGCAUGUCAUCAAAUAUUUUCCAUCUUUCAUUGAGCCUUGUUUGUUUACCGCUAUGUCUUGAGAAAUGUUCAUCUCACAUUCUAACUUCCAAUUAAUUCAACAGAAAUCUUAAAAUAAGAGAACUUGACCAGAUUGAAUAUUUAUAUAUUUCAACCAGUGACAUAUAUACAAGCAAAGAAGAUUUUAUAAAGCUUCGAUACAAAUAAAGAGUUUCUGUAUCAAGUUACAAUUUAUAGACUUAUCAUAUAUAGCAUGUUUAUAUCAAACUACACUCACACUUGUGUAAGAAAUACACUGACAGAAGUUCCGACCUUCUCCAGAAGUUGCGGAUACUUAAAAAAAUAUAGGCAGAACUAUUUUCUACAUCGUCAAUCAUCAUCAAGAGUGUACUGAUUAAGGGGAAGUAACAAUGUUUUGGAGUUUGAUAUUGUGUUUGGUCUCGUUUAUGGGGGCUUGGGGAAUGGUCAUUUGAAAAUUCCACCAAGUAGCGUUGAUACCAGUGCGAAAAAGUAUCAUUUAAAAAGUCCAGUUUUGAAAAAAUGUCAAAGAAGUGUAGAGUGGAUGUAUUGCAUAUUCAGAGCACUUUAUCAUGUAACAUUUCCAGUCUGCCGAUUUCGUUGUUUCAAUGUUAACAACGAGUAAAACUGCGGAUUCAGGAGGCUAAAUUUUGAUGCAAAAAUGGACCAAAAUGUACCCCUUGUACGACCUAUACCGUUUUAUCUGAAACGGCUGACCUAAAACAUAUGUAUAUUUUUAAAGCAUGUAUAUUUUUAAAGCAUGUGACCACACGAAAUUAAUGAUGGUAAAAAAGUGUCUCAUAACCUUUCACCUUUUUCGCAAGUUUGAGCUGAAUCUAGAUGAAUGGAUGACCGUUUCCAUUUCGUCUGACUUCUGUUUUAGACCCGACCGUGUACACGGAGUCAAGCAUUUAUUUAUUUUACACAAUAUUUACUCGCCCGCAGGACUCCUUAAUUCUGUAAACAUCAUAAAUAACCAGCUGAAUUUAAAUGUCUUUAAAAUACAUCUACCUAUUUUACAAACAAAUAAACAAAUACCCGGGCUACAAUACGAAACUGGCCCCUGCCUUUUUAAUGGUAAUUUACUGUCUACAUGUCUGAUCCGUUAAUGUAUAUAAUUAAUAAUCAUUAUAUUAUACAGAUGUAUAUUCAAUCUAUGUUUAUACCGGUGAUUCAAAAUCGAACUAAAGUUAGAAAAGAAAUGUUCGUUAGUAAACUUAAUUUCAGUGCGUUUAUUUAUUGCACCACUUCACGAUAUUAUUAGGUUAUUUAACAUUGUUCUGUACAAUACGGAGAUAUAUUUGGACGAGUACCCAGCUGAGAAAACCAUAUUGGACGAGCCGCUAGGCGAGUUCAAUAUGGUUUUCUCAGCUGGGUACGAGUCCAAAUAUAUGUCGUAUUGUACAGUACAAUGUUAAAUAACCUUUUUAUUCUAUAUCUAUUUUAUCUUACUAUAAUAAUAGUUUAAAUUAAAAAUGUUUCACUGAAUAUUGUAUUCCUGCCUUUUCUAGUUUUUCCCAGCUUGGUAAGAGUGCAAAUAUAUAUUAUACAGAACAAUGUUAGACCUUAAAUAACCUUUUUAUUCUAUAUUUAUUUCACUUCAUACGUAAUAUACGUAAUUCAUUGAA
This is a messenger RNA of Mercenaria mercenaria, 3260 nucleotides long. Its product is annotated as putative ferric-chelate reductase 1. The record is from RefSeq and is a predicted model, not a curated record. Gene Ontology annotation, molecular function: oxidoreductase activity, acting on metal ions. Lineage: Eukaryota; Metazoa; Mollusca; Bivalvia; Venerida; Veneridae. Bases 231 to 1490 code for a protein of 419 amino acids. The transcript is spliced from 13 exons.